Molecule: messenger RNA, 2387 nt
Organism: Trifolium pratense (red clover)
Lineage: Eukaryota; Viridiplantae; Streptophyta; Magnoliopsida; Fabales; Fabaceae
Product: U-box domain-containing protein 13-like
Exons: 5
Coding region: 152-2104 (650 amino acids)
Biological process (GO): protein ubiquitination; cell surface receptor signaling pathway
Cellular component (GO): nucleus; cytoplasm
Molecular function (GO): ubiquitin-protein transferase activity; protein binding
Source: RefSeq, a predicted model, not a curated record
AAUUCCCAAUGCAAAGCUGAGCUAUACAUUACUAGGACCCACACAAUUACCAGCUGGAUAAUUUCUCUUUUCGUUCUUCUUAUAAUCCCUCAUUUCUCUCUCAAAACAAACACAUUCAAACAAACACAGCUACUUCUCCUACCGCUUCUUCAUGCCAAUGGCGCAAUCUAAAACUUUCAUCGUUCUCCUCCGUAGCCUCAUCCACAUUGCAACCGAAAUCUCUCAAAUCACCACCUUCAAUCCACUCGUCAAAAAUCAAUGCUUCGAUCUUAGCCGUAGGAUCAAUUUCCUUGUUCCUCUCUUUCAUCACCUCAUUAACGACGCCGUUUAUGUACCUUGUGAAACUAUCGUUUCGCUUCAACUUGUUUUUCUUUCUGCUAAGGAUUUGCUUCUCUUUUUCUCUCAAUCGAGCCAGCUCUAUAUGAUACUGGAGAGGGAGAAAAUUAAGUUCAAAUUCAAUGAUCUCGCUUCUCGUUUCGAACAAGCUAUAAUUGAGAUUUCUUUUGACAAACUUGAUAUUUCUGAGGACCUCAAGGAGCAGGUUUCACUUGUGACUGCUCAGUUUAGAAGGGCCAAAGAGCAAUUUGAUCUACCUUGUGUUGAGCUUUAUGAGCAUCUGUUGUCUAUCUAUAACCAGAGCUGUGAUGUGAAUACUGAACCUGCUGCAUUACGUUUAAUCUGUGAAAAAUUACAAUUUGUGAGUUUGGAAGAUAUCAAACAAGAGUCGAUUGCCAUACAUAAAAUGAUUGUUGAUGGACAUGGGUUUUUUGAGAAAAGCGAGGUUUUUGAGGAAAACACGCAGGGGUUGUCAAUAGUGUUGAAAAAAAUUGAAGAUUUUUUGUUGAAGGAAUCUGAAAAUAAUGGAGGUGGUUGUUUUGAGAAAACCACACAGGUGUUGUCGAGUGGGGAUUUGCCUCCUCACACUGAUGAGACAUGCAUGAAAUUAUGUUGUCAGUCACUAGUUGUGCCGGAGGAGUUUCGCUGCCCAAUAUCUCUUGAGCUAAUGAAAGAUCCUGUUAUCAUUUCCACAGGGCAGACAUAUGAACGAGCUUGCAUUAAGAAAUGGCUUGAUGCAGGGCAUCAAACAUGUCCCAUCACUCAGCAGAUUAUUUCCAGCCACAUCCUCAUACCCAACCAUGCUUUAUACAGCCUGAUAUCAAAUUGGUGUGAGGCAAAUGGAGUGGAACCACCUAGAACUAGAAGGGUAGGAAAUUUCUGGAUCUGUAAGGAAACCUCAGACGGCUCUUCUGAAUUAAUAAAUCUUGAUACUUUGAUAAGGAAUCUUACUUCCAGUUACAUUGAGGAUCAGCGUUCUGCAGCAGGAGAGUUCCGUAUUCUUGCCAAACACACUGAUCGAAAUCGAAAUUUGAUUGGUGAAGCUGGUGCUAUACCCCUCCUUGUCGAUCUCCUCUACACUCCUGAUGUUGGCACCCAGGAGCAUGCGGUUACUGCUCUUCUUAAUCUAUCUAUCUACGACGAAAACAAAGAGCGCAUCAUGGCUUCUGACGCUGUGCCUGGAAUCCUUCAUGUUCUCAAAAAUGGUAGUAUGCAAGCUCGUGAAAAUGCAGCAGCCACCUUUUUCAGCCUCUCUAAAGCGGAUGAGAACAAAUUGGCAAUUGGUGCAUCUGGAGCAAUCAAGGCACUAGUUGCUCUCUUCUGUGAAGGAAGUCCAAGAGGAAAGCUCGAUGCUGCAACAGCACUAUUCAAACUGUGUUUAAUCCAUGGGAACAAAGGGCGCGCUAUUAAGGCCGGUAUUGUGCCCAAAUUGGUAGAAAUGUUAACAGAACCAGGUGGGGAGAUGAGGGAUGGGGCAUUGGCAAUCAUGGCUUUAAUAGUUAGCCACCCGGAUGCAAUAGAAGCAUUUAGAUCGACGAAUGCUAUUCCCAUUUUGGUGGAAUUCAUCAACAAUGGAUCUUUGAAGAACAAAGAAAAUGCAACUUCAGUGCUUAUGUACCUAUGUAGAGGAGAUCCAUAUUACCUGUCGAUUGUCGCUUCACUUGGAGUGAUCAAUCCUCUUUUGGAACUGACAGAAAAUGGUUCAGAAAGGGGAAUGAGGAAAGCUGCACAGCUUCUCGAGUUGUUAGGAAUUGGGAGACCAUUGUGAAUAUACAAUGGCAACUGUCAGCUAGGUUUUUGGUGCUGAUGUUGUCUUUGUCUGUUGCAGGCUGGAGCUGCUGGUACAGAUAGUAAAGGAUAUGAUUUAAAAGUACAUUACUAGAAAAGAGUCAGCAAUAUUUCCUUUUAGUUUAUUAGGUAAAAGGAAAAUUUGAUUUUAGUAAACCAAUUAUUUUGUUGAAUUGAUUGACUUCUGUUGGAAAGCUGGUGAUAAGUGUUUAUGCAACAGUGUGACUAUAGUUGAAGUUCAAAUAUUGUUUUAUUGUUCAAAA